Arachis duranensis is the source of this 1998-nucleotide messenger RNA. RefSeq names its product UBP1-associated protein 2B. NCBI's taxonomy places the organism in Eukaryota, Viridiplantae, Streptophyta, Magnoliopsida, Fabales, Fabaceae. The record is from RefSeq and is a predicted model, not a curated record. Gene Ontology annotation, molecular function: RNA binding. Bases 145 to 1701 code for a protein of 518 amino acids. The transcript is spliced from 2 exons.
GCGUUAAGCAAUGAAGUGGGUGUAAGGAAAAAAAACUACGCUUCUCUCUCUAUAUCCCUCUUCCUCCAAAAGUUUCCCCCUUUCUCUUUCUCUCUCUGCAAACCCUAGCUCCGUUCCUUCACCGCCAUCACCAUCACAAUCACCAUGGCUAAGAAGCGAAAGGUUCGACCUUCCGAGCCCGAACCCCCCAAACAAGAGCAAGAGCAAGAGCAAGAGCUUCAACAACAACAGCCACCACACGAAGAACUAACCUUAGAUCAACAACAAAGCAUGACCAUCGAUGACGCAGCGCCACAACAAGACCAACCUCAAAACGACGUCGCAAUAGAAGAAGAACAAAACAACGAAGGAGAAGGAGAAGAAGAAGCAGAAGAAGAACAGCAACAGGAGGAUCAGCAGCAACAACAGCAAGGAGGAGGAGAAACCCUAGAAAGCCAGGAAGCGCAGAUUCAACAGCAGGCUUCGGGUUCGGAUUCGGUUCGGGCCGAGGCUAACGGCUCCGAGCAGCAACAGGAAGAGGAGGACCUCGAUUUGGAAGACGAGCCAAUCGAGAAGCUUCUAGAACCCUUCACGAAGGAGCAGCUACACUCCCUUGUCAAGCAAGCCGUCGAGAAGCACCCCGAUUUCGCCGAAACCGUUCGCCAGCUGGCAGAUGUGGACCCCGCACACAGGAAGAUCUUCGUCCAUGGGCUUGGCUGGGACACUACCGCAGAAACCCUAACCGCCGUGUUCGGAAAAUACGGCGAAAUUGAAGACUGCAAGGCCGUGACGGACAAAAUCUCCGGAAAAUCGAAGGGAUACGCGUUCAUCCAAUUCAAGCACCGCGCCGGAGCGCGAAGGGCGCUUAAGCAGCCGCAGAAGAAGAUUGGGAACAGAACAACUUCGUGUCAGUUGGCCUCUGCGGGACCAGUUCCGUCGCAGCAGGCCGCCGCGCCGGGUGCCCCGGUUGUGUCAGAGUAUACACAGAGGAAGAUCUUUGUUAGCAAUGUGAGUGCGGAGAUUGAUCCUCAGAAGCUUCUGGAAUUCUUCAAGCAGUUCGGGGAGAUUGAGGAUGGGCCUCUUGGGAUUGACAAGCAGACAGGGAAGCCUAAAGGGUUCGCUCUUUUCGUGUACAAAACAGUUGAGAGUGCGAAGAAGGCCUUGGAGGAGCCAAACAAGAACUUUGAAGGGCACACCCUUUAUUGCCAGAAGGCUGUUGAUGGUCCCAAAGGGUUCAAUAAGGGUGGAUUUCAUCAGCAGCAGCAUCACCAUCAACAGCACUAUCAGCACCAAUCACAUCACCAUCAUCAGGGUCACUUUCAUAGGAAGGAUAAGAACAAGUAUUCCGCUGGUGGGCCUGCACAUGGCGGUGGUGGUGGUCACUUGAUGGCGCCGUCGGCUCCAGGGCCUGCUGUUGGAGGUUACAACCCUGGUGUGCCACCUGCUGCUGCGGCGCAGGGUCUCAACCCUGCACUUGGGCAGGCGCUGACGGCGUUGCUUGCUAAUCAGGGUGCCGGAUUGGGACUUGGGAACCUGCUUGGAGGGAUCGGUGGUGCUCCUGUGAACCAGCCUGGUCCACCUGCUGGUGGAUAUGGGACUCAGCCAGCUAUGGGAUAUGGGAACCAGCCGGGGAUGCAGCCGCAGUACCAGAAUCCUCAGAUGGGGCAGAGUAGUGGGGUUAGGCCUCACCCCGGUGCUGGCGCACCUUACAUGGGUCAUUAGAUACACUCAUAGAUGCAUCAAUCAUUUAGUUUUGGACACCGCUGAUUCUUCUGAAGUACCGGGCAAUAUUCAAAUGCAUCUUUUAAAUUAGUAGCAAAUCAUUAUUAUUGACUACUAAAGACCCAGAUUCUGAAACCUGUAUUUACUUUCUGCUUGGUAGAUUUUUUCUCUUAUCAUGUUUUUUAAAAACUAUGUAGUGCCUCUAGUUCUUAUGUGGAAUGUUGUGCGACAGUUGAAUUUUGGGGCAGAGAAAACUUUGUCACAAUAAUCUUUUAAAUGUUGUGGACCUUAUGCAAA